AUGACAACACAAAAUAUUUCUCCAUCUUCUUCGACUUAUAAAAUCCAUCAUCAACCAAUUACAUUGUGUAUUAUCGGUUCUGCUUGUUCCAAUAAACGAAUUCUUUCGUCAGUUGAGGAUCGUUAUGUAUAUGAAUAUAUUAAUGAUGAACGACAAGUAAUUCGUACAUUGGUUGAAACAAAAAUUUUAUUAUCACAACGUCAAUUACGUAUUUAUAUUGUGGAUUCAUUUGAUGUUAUCGACUUUAGUGAUUUUGUUCAUUAUCUUGGCGAAUCUGUUCGAAAAGAUUAUAGUGAUCAAGUAACAUAUGUUAUAUCACAUGCAAAUAUCGGUGAAAAAUAUCUUGUAAAGAAUUUUUUAUUUUCUUAUGAAGAUAUUUAA
Molecule: messenger RNA, 381 nt
Organism: Rotaria sordida
Lineage: Eukaryota; Metazoa; Rotifera; Eurotatoria; Philodinida; Philodinidae
Source: the annotation of a GenBank genome assembly